AUGCCGCACCGAGGAGAUGCUACGGAAAGUGAGAGCUCGCUCGCCGCGAGUGGAGCCGCGAAAGGUCCUGGAGACACCAAUUAUCCAGGUACUUUUCCAGUCUUGAACAAGACUAAUUACCCAUUGUGGGCAAUGCGUAUGCAACUCCAUUUGGAAGCUCAUAGCUUGUGGGAUGCAAUUGAGUCUGAUUCGGUGGCAAGGAAGAAGGACCAGCAAGCACUAUCAGUGAUGCUUGGAGCUGUGUCUGAAGACAUUCAAACUCAGCUCGACAUCACCAAGACGGCGAAAGAAACUUGGGAACUUCUCAAGUCCGCGCACAUAGGAGUAGCUCGACUCACGAAAUCGAAACUUCAUUCUAUCUGAUGUGAAUUCGAGAUGCUGCAAAUGGGAGAUGAAGAGAAUAUGACAGAUUUCUCUGGGAAAUUGUCUGCGACUUGUCACUCAGAUCAGAAAUCUGGGUGAAAAAGUGGAAGUAGGCGCAGUGGUAGCAAAGCUUCUCAAAGCAACUCCUGCAAAAUUUGAUCCACUCACAGCAUCUCUUGAGCAAUUCGGAGAUAUCGACACAAUGCCUUUUGAAGAAGAUGUGGGAUCUCUUAAGAUUUAUGAAGAGAAACUCCGAAAUCGGCAAGAGUGAAAAGAAGAACAAGUUCUUUUCACUCACGGGACUGAGAAAGCAAAGGGUGGAAAUCCUCGUGGUAGAGGACGUGGCCGAGGUCGGGGGCGUGGCCGAGACAGAUGACAAAGCAAUGGGAGUGGCUCGGAUGAAAACUGGAAGACUCGUGACAAAUCCACAGUGA
This is a messenger RNA of Spirodela intermedia, 797 nucleotides long. NCBI's taxonomy places the organism in Eukaryota, Viridiplantae, Streptophyta, Magnoliopsida, Alismatales, Araceae. The record is from the annotation of a GenBank genome assembly.